This is a messenger RNA of Lottia gigantea (owl limpet), 201 nucleotides long. RefSeq lists its product as hypothetical. The transcript has a single exon. The annotation marks the transcript as partial. Lineage: Eukaryota; Metazoa; Mollusca; Gastropoda; Lottiidae. The record is from RefSeq and is a predicted model, not a curated record.
CACCAGACAAUUGAUCACCAGACAGUUGCUCACCAGACUCUUGAUCACCGGACAGUUGAUCACCAGACAAUUGAUCACCAGACCCUUGAUCACAGGACAACUGAUCACCAGACAGUUCAUCACCGGACAGUUGAUCACCAGACAAUUGAUCACCAGACAAUUGAUCACCGGACAGUUGAUCACCAGACAAUUGAUCACCAG